CUAGCAAAGAAUAUUCUAUAGUGGUAUUGCUUAGUGUAUGCACGAAACGUGUUCACUUUGUUAUAGCAGUCAUCAAAGAUGUCGGCUCACAAAACAUUUAUUAUUAAGCGAAAGCUUGCCAAAAAGUUGAAACAAAACAGACCCAUUCCUCAAUGGGUUAGGAUGCGUACUGGAAAUACUAUUCGGUACAAUGCUAAGCGUCGUCACUGGAGGAGAACUAAGUUGAAGUUGUAACUUAGUCUCCAAAACUACAGCGAUAUCAAUUCCAUUGACUUCAAUGAUUUUCUGAUAAUUCCAAUAAAAUUGUUAAAUUUAUCUUGAUAUAAAUUAUCUUUUCUUAA
Polistes dominula (European paper wasp) is the source of this 341-nucleotide messenger RNA. RefSeq names its product ribosomal protein L39 (gene RpL39). Gene Ontology annotation, molecular function: structural constituent of ribosome. NCBI's taxonomy places the organism in Eukaryota, Metazoa, Arthropoda, Insecta, Hymenoptera, Vespidae. Gene Ontology annotation, biological process: translation. The record is from RefSeq and is a predicted model, not a curated record. Gene Ontology annotation, cellular component: cytosolic large ribosomal subunit; ribosome.